AUGUCGGCCUUAGCUAACUUUGGGCUUGCAAUCCUAUUGGGGCUGACGAAUCAUUUUUUGCCCGGCCUCAUCGGCACAACAUCCGAAGCACAGUUCAUCGGCGAAGUCGCAUUCCCUCUUCUCCAACUUUACAUUGUUUACAAAAAUCCCGUCUCUAGCCUUGCUUAUGUCCUGUCUAGAUGGCGAGGGGUCAACAACAAAGUCUACGGCAGUAUCGACUUAGCAGUAUUCUGGAUAAACUGGAUCGUUGUCGUGUACUUGUGGGUUAUCACCCCGGCAAACGAAAAGCUUAAUCGGUGGGCUCGUAACAAAUGGCUGUGGGAGUUCAAGAAAGAUCCUCUCAUGAGGUUUGCCGCGGAGGAGAAGAAGUGGAAAUGGCCCAACGAAAUCGCUGUCAUUACUGGAGCCUCAAAUGGAAUCGGGGCCUUUGUUGCGCAGGGGCUUGCGGCUAAAGGCAUGAAGGUGGCUGUUUUGGAUGUUCAACCGCCGGCUGAGGAGGUUCUGAAGGAUGGCCCUAACAUUACAUAUUUCGAAUGUGAUAUUACUUCUCCCGAAGCAGUAUGCCACAGCGCCGACAUGGUGCGCUCAACUCUCGGACAACCUUCAAUUCUCAUAAACAACGCUGGCGUCGGAAAUCAGGCCACCAUUCUCGACUUGCCACCCGCUAAAGUCCAGAACACAUUCAAUGUGAAUGUGGUAUCCCACUGGUAUACGAUCCAGGCUUUUCUCCCUGACAUGAUUGCCAAGAAAAAGGGUCACGUAGUCACCGUAGCCAGCACUAUGAGCUACGUUGGGAACCCUACCACGGUGGACUACAACGCGACCAAGGCGGCGCUACUAGGCUUGCACGACGGGCUCAACCUCGAACUGAAACAUGUGUAUCGUUGCCCAGAGAUUAAGACAACGAUUUUUCAUCCUCACUGGACCAAGACCCGGCUCAUAGAUCCAUUUGUUCCCGCAUUGCAGGCCUCGGGGGCACAGAUCAUGGAGCCGCAGCAGGUCGCAGACGCCAUCCUCAAGCAGGUCUUUAGCGGGCAGAGCGGGCAGGUUUUCGUGCCGGAAGAACACUCAUGCACAAUGCCCAUUUUGCGAGCUCUUCCCACGUGGUUGUACGAAUGGAGUCGGGACCGGGCGCUUGGUGCGUGA
Molecule: messenger RNA, 1146 nt
Organism: Aplosporella prunicola CBS 121167
Lineage: Eukaryota; Fungi; Ascomycota; Dothideomycetes; Botryosphaeriales; Aplosporellaceae
Exons: 3
Coding region: 1-1146 (381 amino acids)
Molecular function (GO): oxidoreductase activity, acting on the CH-OH group of donors, NAD or NADP as acceptor
Source: RefSeq, a predicted model, not a curated record